AUGACCAAGACAUCACCGCUGAUUGUCUCGUCGUACUCGAUACACGAUGUUCGCUUCCCGACCUCGCUCACGGGAGACGGUACGGAUGCCAUGAACAAGACCUGCGACUACUCGGCCGCCUACCUGAUCCUCUACACAAGCCCUAAGGAUGGGGCUGAAAUCCUUUCGUACCGUGGUCGCGAGAGCGAGGCGAUCAAUGCACCGGUCAAGGAGGAUUCAACGCUUCGCGGAUUCGGGAUGACAUUCACCAUCGGCAAGGGCAACGAGAUCUGCUGUCAGGCGAUCGCCUCGAUCGUCGAAGAGCUGCUGCUGGGGCGUGAAAUCGAGCCUCUGUUCGCCAACAUGGGCGAGACGUGGCAGCUCAUGGUCUCGGAUCCCCAGCUGAGAUGGAUCGGUCCGGAAAAGGGAGUGAUCCACCUCGCUACGGCUGCCGUGAUCAACGCUAUCUGGGAUCUGUUCGCGCGCUCGCGCAGCAAGCCUCUGUGGAAGCUCAUCUGCGACAUGUCGCCCGAGGAGCUGGUGCAGUGCAUCCCCUUCCGUUACAUUACCGACGCCAUCACGCCUGCCGAGGCGCUCAAGAUCCUGCAAGACGCUGCCAAGGGCAAGGCGGAUCGAGAGGCUGAGAUGGUGGCGAACGGAUACAAAGCCUACACGACCUCGGCGGGCUGGUCGGGCUACGAUGAUGCAAAGGUUGCUCGCCUGACACGGUCGGCGCUCGAACAAGGCUUCAACCACUUUAAGCUCAAGGUCGGUGCCGACAUGACGGAUGACAUCCGAAGACUGUCGCUGAUGCGAUCCAUCGUCGAUGAUCCAAAGGAGAUGCCCGCUGGUCGCAAGCAGCCCUCGGCGGAGAGUCUUGCCGGCAAGAACGCAGGACCUACCGGCUGCGUGGUCAUGGUCGAUGCUAAUCAGGUGUGGGACGUCAAGGAGGCGAUCGACUACAUGGAGAAGUUGGCGCCUCUGCGACCUUGGUUCAUUGAGGAGCCGACAGCACCGGACGACGUCUUGGGUCACGCUGCGAUCCGACGCGGCAUCCAGCACCUCGGCAUCGGCGUUGCGACGGGCGAACACGCGCACAACCGCAUGACUUUCAAGCAGCUGCUCCAAGCGGAUGCGAUCGACGUCGUUCAGAUCGACUCGUGCCGUUUGGCCGGCGUCAACGAGAUCCUCGCGGUGCUGUUGAUGGCCAAGAAGUUUGGCAAGAUCGUCUGCCCUCACGCCGGUGGUGUGGGUCUCUGCGAGUACGUCGUCCACUUGAGUCUGAUCGACUACAUCUGCAUCAGCGCGGAAAACGAGCGCAACGUGCUCGAGUGGGUCGACCACCUGCACGAGCACUUUGUGUACCCGGUAAGCAUCAACGGCGCUGGCUGCUACAACACACCGAUGGAUCCAGCGGGAGGAUACAGCAUCGAGAUGCUCAAGAGCUCGAUCGAGGACUACAGCUUCCCACACGGCUCGUAUUGGAAGAGCGGCGCCGCGCGAACAGCACCUCCUUCAGGUCAUUGA
Molecule: messenger RNA, 1506 nt
Organism: Pseudozyma hubeiensis SY62
Lineage: Eukaryota; Fungi; Basidiomycota; Ustilaginomycetes; Ustilaginales; Ustilaginaceae
Product: mandelate racemase/muconate lactonizing enzyme
Exons: 2
Coding region: 1-1506 (501 amino acids)
Biological process (GO): amino acid catabolic process; carbohydrate catabolic process
Molecular function (GO): hydro-lyase activity; magnesium ion binding
Source: RefSeq, a predicted model, not a curated record